AUGGCUGAGACUAAGCCAAAGGUUUUCACGUUAGAGGAGGUGUCGCAACACAACACGGAGAAGGAUUGCUGGCUGAUCGUGUCAGGCAAGGUCUAUGACGUGACUAAGUUUAUGGAUGACCAUCCUGGCGGAUCCGAUGUCAUGGUUUCUUCGACUGGCAAAGACGCUACUGACGAUUUCGAGGACAUUGGCCACAGUAAGACUGCCAGAGACAUGCUCGCUCAGUAUUACGUCGGUGAGAUUGACGAGUCGACGCUACCAGAGAAGCCGAGUAGGAACGGAAGCAGUGCUGGAGGGAGCCAGGAGAGUACGUCAACGUUGAAGCUGUUUCUGCAGUUCUUGAUACCCGUGCUUAUGGUGGUGCUGGCUCUUGCGGUUAGAUCCUACACACAGGUUCCCAAGGUCGAGAGCUAA
Molecule: messenger RNA, 414 nt
Organism: Closterium sp. Yama58-4
Lineage: Eukaryota; Viridiplantae; Streptophyta; Zygnematophyceae; Desmidiales; Closteriaceae
Source: the annotation of a GenBank genome assembly